AAUAACAACAACACCCGUGCAUGUACAACUAAUUAUUGUGAAAUAUCUAUUUUUUUCAUUUAUUUUAUACGUUUUAAUAAUAAUAUUGCAUAUAAUUAUAUAUCCAAGAGUCAAUAAAAUGAAAAUCAACCAUGAUUGGGUACAAAAUAAUAAGGAAUUUCAUUAAAGUUUCCAAAUAUCGUUUUAUAAUGACUGCCGCUGACUGCAAACCAUUUACUGUUCUCGUUGAGGGAAACAUUGGCAGUGGUAAAACAACAUUCCUCGAGCAUUUCCGUCAUUUUGAAGAUAUCACUUUGCUAACAGAACCAGUUGAAGAAUGGCGAAACGUGCAGGGAUGGAAUCUAUUGGAUUUGAUGUACAAAGACCCUGCCAAGUGGGCAAUGACCUUCCAAGCUUACGUGUCCUUAACUAUGUUGGAGAUGCACCGUAGACCGACCCGUACUCCUGUGAAGUUAAUGGAACGAUCUUUGUUUAGUGCUAAGUAUUGUUUCGUGGAGCAAAUGAAGAGGUUAGGAACAUUGCAUCCCGCGCAGUUUGCUGUACUGGACGAGUGGUUUAACUUCAUUAAUCGCGAGAUGCCAGUCAAUGCAGACCUUAUAGUUUACCUAAAAUCUUCACCAUCUGUAGUUUAUGAAAGGAUAAAGAAGAGGGCUCGUUCAGAAGAACAGUGUGUGCCACUGGAUUAUAUUGAACAGUUGCACACAUUACAUGAAGACUGGCUUAUCAAUAGAACUCACGCUGAGUGUCCUGCACCAGUGUUGGUCCUUGAUGCAGAUCUGGAUAUAUCUCAAAUAACUGAAGAAUACAAGAAAAGCGAACACCAAAUACUUAGAAAGGCUGUGGAUGUGGUCAUGCAAUCACCAAACAAACUGAGCCCAAAAAAACCUAUUACGGGUUCUGCUAUAAAGAUAGUUCCACAAAUAAGACUUUAAUAUUAGUUGUAUUGCCUAAUUUAUGUAUUAAUAUAAGUAUUAUUUUGCCUAGAAUUUAAAAGUGACAAAAAUGGUUUUGGAUGGAAUAUUUUUGAUGUUUGUGUAUGUUUAGAUAGGUCACAAGGUCACUUGAUUUAAGAUCUAUGCCAGUUUAGGAGAUACAUUGACUUUAAAUUCUCGUAGUUAUCUUAUUAAUGAGUUUAAUGAUUUCCAAAGUAGUAGUUUAUAUUGCCCAAAUACAGAAUAAUAUAUAGAACAUAAUACAAUAUCAGGUCUAUAUAUAAAUGAUUAUUUUACAAUUAUGGAUUUUGUAACAUUAAGUUAUGCACACAAAACAGCAUUCUUCCUAUACCAACCUUUAAAUAAUGAAAACAUUGUAGAGUCUAUGUGUAAAAUUAAAAUAAUACUCUUCUUAUAAAAUCCCAGUUAACAGCCAAAAUAAAGAAACCAGUUAUAAUACAAAAUUUCAUUUACUUUGACUGUAUUUAUAUUAUUAACUUCCAAAGCCUAGUAUUUAUUUUAUUAACUUCCAUUAUAAACAUUUAGUAAUUUUGUUCACAUUCAGUCAG
Colias croceus (clouded yellow) is the source of this 1501-nucleotide messenger RNA. Its product is annotated as deoxynucleoside kinase. Bases 132 to 932 code for a protein of 266 amino acids. Gene Ontology annotation, cellular component: cytoplasm; mitochondrion. The transcript has 5 exons. Lineage: Eukaryota; Metazoa; Arthropoda; Insecta; Lepidoptera; Pieridae. Gene Ontology annotation, molecular function: deoxynucleoside kinase activity; ATP binding. Gene Ontology annotation, biological process: nucleobase-containing compound metabolic process. The record is from RefSeq and is a predicted model, not a curated record.